AUGAUUUUGAUAGAAAAUGUGGGGCCUGCCUCCCCAAAACCACAUAACAGAGAGUGGAUCAAGAGACUGAGAUGGGGCUGCCUUUUUGCUCUUAUGGUGCUUAUUUAUGGAUCUCAUGCACCGCUUAUUACAUUGACCAAAGUUCACGGUGAGGUUCCUUUUAACCCCUCCUCAUGUGUGGUCAUGAUUGAGUUAGCGAAACUCCUGAUUUCCCUGGUGUCUCUCAUUCUAACUGGGAGUUUUUCUUCACUACAGUCUUGCCCCCCCUUGCUCAUUAUUGCCCCCUAUGCCAUCCCAGCUGUAUUGUAUGCUCUGAACAAUAACUUGGUAGUUCUUAUGCAAGCUUAUAUGGACCCAAGUUCAUAUCAAGUGCUGAGCAACUUGAAAAUUGCCUCCACUGCUCUCUUGUACUCUUUCUGUUUGGGCAAGAGGUUAAACUUUAGACAGUGGUUUGCCUUGGGGCUUUUAAUGGCAGCGGGGGCAUGCCAUAGUUAUAGUAGUUUAGAUUUAGAUGAAAGUGAAAGCAAAGACAAUGCAAAUGAACAUUCAAGAUUACACAUUACAGCUUGGGGGCUUUUCCUUGUAAUGGUAUAUUGCUGUGUGUCAGGGUUGGCAGCGGUCUACACAGAAAUGGUGCUAAAAAGACAGAAAUUACCUCUCAGUUUGCAAAAUCUAUACCUAUAUGUGUUUGGGGUAGGAAUAAAUCUCGUGUCCUCAUUUUCCACAAUAGCCAAUGAGAGAAGAUUUUUGGAGGGGUACUCUGUUGUAGUUUGGGUCAUCAUUGCAGGGCAAGCAGUAAAUGGCCUCUUGAUGUCUGUAGUGCUAAAACAUGGCAGCGGGAUCACCAGACUGUUUGUAAUCUCCUGCUCUAUGCUUGUGAAUGCACUCAUAUCAUGGGCUGUGUUAGAUCUACAACUUACUCCAGUUUUCCUGCUUCCUGUCAGUAUGAUUGGACUGGCUGCGUAUCUUUACUACAGAUAG
Molecule: messenger RNA, 981 nt
Organism: Periophthalmus magnuspinnatus
Lineage: Eukaryota; Metazoa; Chordata; Actinopteri; Gobiiformes; Gobiidae
Gene: slc35a4
Product: solute carrier family 35 member A4
Exons: 1
Coding region: 1-981 (326 amino acids)
Biological process (GO): pyrimidine nucleotide-sugar transmembrane transport
Cellular component (GO): Golgi membrane
Molecular function (GO): pyrimidine nucleotide-sugar transmembrane transporter activity
Source: RefSeq, a predicted model, not a curated record